Mya arenaria is the source of this 2451-nucleotide messenger RNA. RefSeq names its product F-box only protein 36-like. The record is from RefSeq and is a predicted model, not a curated record. The coding region runs from base 21 to 641 and encodes 206 amino acids. NCBI's taxonomy places the organism in Eukaryota, Metazoa, Mollusca, Bivalvia, Myida, Myidae. Gene Ontology annotation, molecular function: protein binding. The transcript is spliced from 6 exons.
GUGACGAAAUACGCUUCAAAAUGGCGACCAAGAAAGGCGACUCGCACUUGAAAAAGAAAGAAUCCACAAAAGAAAAGAAUGUUUGGCUCAAUGAACACGGAGCUUAUGUCGAUUAUUCAGACACAGCUUGUGCCCCAUGCAAAGAUUUCUAUCAUGUGUUCGUGACUCCAACACAGAUAAUCUUCAGAUGGUGGAAGAUUGUACCACCAACUAGAGCUGACUCCAAUCAAUCGCCCUUCGAGAUCAGAGAUACAUAUGAUGAUUUCCUACAUGAUGAACGCUGCCAUAGUGAGAUCCAGAGACUUGCCGGUGACCCAACCCUCCAGUACCUGAUUGGUCUAGCGGAGGGUCACGUGGAUUACAUUGACAGAAUCCCCGACAAUGUCCUGGAAAAGAUGAUUGCCUAUCUGGAAUUGGAGGAUAUUGUCAGGCUCGGUGCUACGUCAAAGAAAUUCAGACGGCUGUGUAAUUGUGAUGCUGUGUGGGAAAAGAUAUUCCGUCGUGAGGUGGAGACACCAAUUACACCGGAGUUGGAGGCCCUAGCAGAGAAAGAGGGAUGGAAGAGGCUCUUCUACACGAACAAACUUCAGCUCCAGGUCCAGCUAAGAAGACAGCUUAGAAUUAGCCACCAGAGAAAAUAAAAUGGUACAAAUGCAGCUAAGAAGACAAAAACGCCAUGACGAACAUGCAUUUGUUACUGAAGGCCAGCAGAGCAUGGAAACUUCUUAGAACACAAACAAAUAUUAGACCGAAAUGGAUAUGGACCCAAAGAAAAAUGGACCAAAAUACAAUUAACUGUUUUUGUUGAAAGUUUUGUUUAAAAUAGAUAAAGUAGCUUGUGACUGUGGUCAGUUUUACAGAAGCAUUUUAUUUUUUAUAAACAUUUAUAUAACUAGUACAUGUAGCUUUAGUUUAUCUAGCAGUUGUUAGAUUUAUUAGCAUUUGGUUUAUUUGAAGUGCCUUAUAUCAGAAUUGCGAUUGCAAAGUAUUACACUAAUUUUAAUAUAUUCAUUUAUGUUACUAUAUGCAUUGCAAAUUCGGGUGACAUUCCGUCCAGACGUUGUGAUAAUAUCAUUAAUAAUUUCCAUUUUACUAUACUUUGAUUUUGAUUUGUUACUGAUAAAUUGUGUGGUGCAAUGUAUCCCAGAAGCUGGACACACAGAAGAAGGCGUCCAAGAAUAUGCAUAUCACUAAAACUAUAUAAUAAAUAAGGGACCGUUUCAUUCGUUACAUUUUACUUCAAUAUUGAUUUUUUUCCCUUAUAAACACGUGCACGUUGGAAGUAAACUUUGAAUGCCACCAAACCGGAAGUACACAUUCGCACAGUCAUCAUGUUUACUUCCCUUUAAACCUAAAGAAAAUUGUGAAGUACCGAACACUGCACUUGCAAUGUUCUUUCUGAAACGGUCGCUGGUGUUAUCGUUUUCUCCAAAGCCUAUAUGGUAGGUGUUAUGAUGCUAUUUUUCAAUGAAACGGCCCCUACUUCUUGCUGGAAAUAUAAUUGUAAGAGAACUGGUAUUUAAACUGCUUUCAUUGUUUAUUAAGAUCUGAUAAGUCUUUAACCUUGUUUGUCUUGUUAUGUGAUCCAUAUGAUUGUAUUGGAUUAUGAAAAGUGCUAUUUUUAUAUUGAUUAACAUGUCUUUUUAUUUGCUUUGAUGGAAUCAGUGUAAACAGCGAAACUUUGGUUUAAUUUAGUAGUCUUAAUCAUUUAAUUUAUCAGUAAAUUGGUUUGAUAAUUGCUAGAUAUUUCUGGACAAUCAUUUAUAUUGUUUUAUUUAUUAGAAGUGAAUCGUUCAGGAAUUAUUUUUUAAUUUAAUUACUGUUACUUAAAGCGUACUGCUUUCAUAUCAGAAAAGAGUAUUGCAUUUCAAUAUGUUUAUGUAUAUUCAGAAAGGACUUUUUAUUACAAUAUUCUUUUGAAAUUAUUAUCUUAAAAGCAAAUUUAUGACUUAUGAGUUAUAAGCAAACAUUUGUUUCUUUAAAACAAGUAAUGCUUAUCUCAUUUUUUAGAUUGACUGUAAAUGCCGUUUAAGGGUACAUGACAAGCAUGCUCAAACAUUGCGUAAUACGCAAAUGAAUAAUUUUCUAAUUUCACUGUACUCUCGACGAUUGAAGACAUGUUGGUGGACCAACAAAAUAAUUAUAUAUGAAUGGCUUAAACAUAUUAAUCAAUAAAUAAUUUAUUGAAAUGUAAAUCGUAUAUUUUUUACCCGGAAUAUCGAAAUUUAUAUGUGUUUAAAAAGUCUGAAGUACAUUCUCAAAUGUUUUCAUUUCAUGUUCUCUUCUGGGUUUCUCAAAAGGACUGACACAUAUAUAAAGACAGUAAUGUUAGUGUCGCGAAUAUGUUUUAUUUAUUAUCUUAUAAUUCGUUUUGUACAUUCAGUUUAAAAUCGGAGAAUCUGUGUAUCUGAAAAUCACUUUCUAUGAUAUUAAUACAUGGUUUUCUUCUUA